This is a messenger RNA of Mucor mucedo, 1447 nucleotides long. Its product is annotated as LIM-domain binding protein-domain-containing protein. The transcript has 4 exons. NCBI's taxonomy places the organism in Eukaryota, Fungi, Mucoromycota, Mucoromycetes, Mucorales, Mucoraceae. Gene Ontology annotation, cellular component: transcription regulator complex; nucleus. Gene Ontology annotation, biological process: positive regulation of transcription by RNA polymerase II; negative regulation of transcription by RNA polymerase II. Bases 94 to 1320 code for a protein of 408 amino acids. The record is from RefSeq and is a predicted model, not a curated record.
UGUGUGUGUGUGUGCAAGUGCCGACUUGUUUUUCUUUUUUUUUUUUUUUUUUUUCCGUUCAACUAAAAUAAUAAAAUAAAAUAUAAACCCCCCAUGUCUACUGCUAUUCCUUCUACGGUGGGUACACCGCAACCUUCAGGUAUGUCCAUCACGAGUCCAGCACAAGCUUUUGCUCAAGCCCAAUUACAACAGCAUCAUUUGCAAGCACAGAUUCAGCAGCAACAUUUACAAGCGCAAAAUCUAUUUAGACAAAAGCAACUCAUGGCACAAAAGCAACCAUUGUUUCAACAACCCCAACAAUUGUUACAGCAACAUCAACAGCAACAGUUACUACACCAACAACAGCAGCUGCUACAGCAACAACACCUGAUGCAACAAAAGAUGGCAGGUAACCGUUUAAAUCCAUCUCAUCCUGUGACACCCAUCAUUCCACAACAGCAGGCAUCUCCAGCACCUUCCAAAGUGCUUGGGACACCUAGGAAUCAAUCAAAUGGACAGGCUGUACUUCGUUUACUUCAGUUUGCAGAACAAUUAAGUCCAGGACAGGAAAAGGCUGUUGAACGAUUAUACUGGGAUAAUUUUAUUCAAGAUUUCUUUACGGAUCAGAGUACAAUGAAAAUGGGAUUAUUUAACAUGGAAACCAGCGAACAAAAAUCCUAUGAGGUAAAUCAGUCAUUACAAGCACGAUUCUUUCACACCCAGUAUUUAUGCGGAGUGAUCUCAAUUCAGAUGACAUUGGAAAAGACGAUGGAGUAUAUUUUACCAGGCGGUAUUAUGAAUGUGGAGUGUCCUCGAGCCAGCCUCAUCAAUCGAUACGACAAUGGAUCGAUGGUCAUAUCCACUGGCCAUUUAUGGGUCCAAUUCUCCAUGACAAUGGAAGGUAUUUGGAAAAUUGGACAUUUGGAUUUCACCUUUGGAGGUCAUGAAGAGUACAUGCGUCGGCCAAAACCCAUCACCAAAAAGAAGAUACCGCCUACACAACCUAUACCAGAAUCGCUUGUGAAUAAAUGGGGUGUUCCUCCUCGCUUAUUUCAUCUAUUACAAAUUGCGGAUAUCGCUCCGCGUAUGAGCGAAAUCGUCUUUCAUUCGCUUGUCUCGGGUGCCACCCCAAGAGAGAGUCUAAACGCCAUUGCUCAUGAUAAACAGCCACCUGUUGCUUCGCCUGUCGUGAAAACACAAACGCAUCCACUGCAGCUACAGCAGACAUCGGUCACUGCUUCUUCUCCUGCUGCUGCUGCUGCGCUGAGGCAACCCAAUGGUUUUCCUCCAAUGUCAUACCAACAACAAACAUACCCUACUAAUACAGUCACACGAAAGUGAUUUUCUUUCCCCCCCAAAACCCAAACCCAAACCAUAAAAACAAAAAAAUGUCACUUCUUUUGAAUUCAAAAUAUAACCCUCUUCAUUUUUUCAACCCCAUAAAAUAAAUAAAUUCGAGGUAUCAAAC